Messenger RNA from Electrophorus electricus (electric eel), 2040 nucleotides. The record is from RefSeq and is a predicted model, not a curated record. Lineage: Eukaryota; Metazoa; Chordata; Actinopteri; Gymnotiformes; Gymnotidae.
ACAUCACGUCCUUCCUUACUUGCAUGUAUUUAUUUUGAAAGGCAACUGUUUAUUCAAAGUCGCCUUACCUAGCCUACCGACACUCUGAAGUCGUGUCUCUGAAACUUAAGAGAAGCUUGCGUAUACAUGCAAACAGGCUUUGUAUGCCUGCGUAGCGCCGACCGGGAAACCACGCCCUCCUUUUUGCAUCCCAGCCCCUAAGGAUAUUUUUAGAGAUGAUGUUCACCGUUAAGCAACGAAACGGAAAAGAGAUCAUAAUCACCGAGGGCCAGAAAGACGUGGGGUGACAAGUCCUCUUGUUAAACAAAAAACGGGAACUAGGAUGGAUAUUGUUAUAUGGACUAUCGUGUUUCUUAGCAGCGCACCUAACCUGAAAGGUGAGUCCAACGCCACCUCUGGCUCACCCCUAAAUGAGGUCAUCUCUGAUCACCUCCCCAUGACCCAAAAUAAUAUUGCUGUGGAGGCCGAGCCCACUCUGGCCACUGUGAACAUCUUUCCCCGUCACACUGACACUUCACACACAGUAGCCACAGGUCUCUCCCCUCCGUCGGAGCCUGUCUCCCCACAUGCUACCCUCGAGACUUGGACCGCUUCUCUCCAAGCCAGCACACCAUCAGCCUUGACAGGGCGCAUUACCAGUCCUAAUACAGAGUCACACACAGCGCAAGUGAAGGACACUACUGUUACACGAAGAUCUGUCACUACUCCUGCUUCUACUAUAUCAUCCUCCAGUCCCAGUGCAGAACAUCAGACCUCUUCUGCUCAAGCCACUAUUACCACCUCUGAGAUGGUCCCAUUGGUUCCUUCAUUUACUCCAUCUGGCCUAGUUUCUACUCUGACUGUACUCACAGACAACCCCGAGACCACCGGACUUGCUCCCUUGGAGAACUUCAAGCAGGACACACCCUCUGAACUGGAUGUGGGGGAUGAAGCCUUGGGCAGGGGACUUCCUGCUUCCCCGCUUGACCUGCUCCUUACUGGGCUGGUCUCCAUCUUCAUCUUCAGCACUGCUUUGCUCUCCAUCAUGCUCUUCCUCAGGUUUCGCCAGCAAAGCCAGCAUCCAGAGUUCCAUCGCCUUCAGGACCUGCCCAUGGAUGAUCUCUUGGAGGAUACACCAUUGUCAAGAUACACAUACUAAGAAGCUAUGCUCAGGACCACCAUUUUGUUAUUGAACAUUUGCAGGUCAGAAGCCUGCAGCAACAGUGGUUCAAGACUCACCCUUGAGCCAUGAACAAGCCACUUUCUGAAGGGUUUUUUUUGGUUGGUUUUCCCAAAAGGCCCGUCAUCAUCAUGUCUUACGUUUUAUAAAGUACGACAAGCUGUUUGGUCUCAGGUGGUUCAUUCAUAAAGUAAACAUGAACAGAACAUUUCCUAGACAUAAUUUCAGAGUCAUGAGAUGUGGGGAUAUACGAGGUGGCCACAGGGCCUUAGAAAGUCCCUUGAAGUGGAGUGAACAGACUGAGUUUGAGUGGGUGAAAUUCCUUGCCUUCUCUGGGAUGUUUUAUUGCUACUAUAUCAACCAGAUGCCACUGAGAUGUCAGGAAUAUGUUAUUUUCAUUAGUAGAGAAUGUUAAAGUUAAAUCUUUUUUGUACCUUUUGGUGUUGGUGAAUGCAUAACUGAAAUUACUUUCCUCUAAAGUAUCUAGAGGACUGAUCUGUAUUUUCUAGUUUAUUUGGAAGUAAUCUUUCAAAGGAAUUUAUUAUCCUUUAGGACUAAUAUAUAUCAGUAAUGAAUAGAUUUUUCUUUUGAUCUAUGUUUUCACAUUUUAGAAUUUAAAGUAAAUAAAAUGUUAAUUAUAAAACUAUGUUCAAUUUAAUAAAAUUCAUAUAUUAAAUGUAGUGCAACAAAUUCUUACUACCCUGUAAUUUGUGGUUAAAAUAGUGCCUAUUGUAUAUAUUGUGCCAAAUAUGUUGUAUUGUACAUGAGGAUAUCAGUAUACUGUACUGCACAGCUAUGUAAAUGGCAGACUUUUUUUAAAUGUGUGAGAAUUUUAAGUAAUUAAAAAAUAAAAAUUCUACAUGGGAAGUCUAUUGUUCAAA